Molecule: messenger RNA, 1195 nt
Organism: Prosopis cineraria
Lineage: Eukaryota; Viridiplantae; Streptophyta; Magnoliopsida; Fabales; Fabaceae
Biological process (GO): mRNA processing
Cellular component (GO): cytoplasm; nucleus
Molecular function (GO): RNA binding
Source: RefSeq, a predicted model, not a curated record
UUUGUUCUUCCAGGGUCACGGAAUUUCCACUAACCUCAUUCCAGUUCGAAUUCCGUGGAAGAAAGAAAAAUUUAGCACUGAGACGAUGCAAGGCGGCGAAGAGCUCAGCAUAGAGGAGCUAGCCUCCAAUCUCUCUACCUACAAAGAACAGCUUCACCAGGUCAGACAACUUCUGAACGAUGAGCCUGGAAAUUCUGAAUAUGCUGAUAUGGAAAAGGAGCUUAGUGAGGUGAUUGCUUUGACGGAAGAACUCCUGGCAACUGCAAAGCAAAAUGAAGCAUCUGGGUUGAAUGCUAGUGCAUCUGCAAGUUUGUCAAUGCCUAAGGAGAAAGUGGUAUUUGCUCAUUCUUCUGAUUUAACAUCGCAUUUCUGAUCAUCAAUUUCUGUUGGCACUAAAGUUCAGGCAGUUUGGAGUGAAGAUGGGGAAUGGUAUGAUGCAACAGUUGAUGCUCAUACACCGAACGGUUAUUAUGUUUCCUAUGAUGGAUGGGGUAAUAGAGAAGAGGUGGAUCCUGCCAAUAUAAGGCCAAUUCAAGAAGGUCCUGUCGAUGCUUUGUUAGAAGCUGAGCGAGUUGCAGAGGCUACAAAGCAGGCUAUCAAACGUAAGAUUGCACAAGCUGCUUCUGUUGACUUACAAUCACGGACUUUACCUGCAAAGCUACGUAUCGAGCCUGACGAUCCUGAGGAUGUGAAAGCUGCCAAACGUAAGAAGAUACAUGCGUUUAAGUCAAAGAUGCGGCUAGAGCAACUUGAAGUCACACAAAAUAAGCGACAGAAUGCUUGGCAGCAGUUUCAGUCAACCAAGGGCAAAACAAAGAAGAUCGGGUUCUUCUCUGGAAGAAAGCGGGAGAGCAUUUUCAAGUCUCCAGAUGAUCCACAAGGCAAGGUUGGUGUGACUGGAAGUGGGAAAGGUUUGACGGACUUCCAGAAGAGGGAGAAACUUCAUCUCAAGGGUGGGACGAUUGAGGCUGAUGAUUAGAGAGAUUAUGCAGCAGCCACUAGCCUGCGAUUGUAUGUACCAUGGUAGAGCCUCAUUUAUGCAUGUGCCAUGACAAAGUGAAAUGCUUUGAAACUGUUGUGCAUUACCCCUAAUAUAGUUUUUUUUUUUUAUUUUAAAAAUAUUUACUAUGAUUUUAUUGAUUUCUGCCUUGAUGUUCACUCUCUGGUGUGAGACGACAAGGCAUGAAGUACUGAA